This is a messenger RNA of Rasamsonia emersonii CBS 393.64, 2394 nucleotides long. Its product is annotated as Serine/threonine protein kinase (Prp4). Gene Ontology annotation, biological process: peptidyl-serine phosphorylation; peptidyl-threonine phosphorylation; mRNA cis splicing, via spliceosome. The record is from RefSeq and is a predicted model, not a curated record. Gene Ontology annotation, molecular function: protein serine/threonine kinase activity; ATP binding. The coding region runs from base 1 to 2394 and encodes 797 amino acids. The transcript is spliced from 3 exons. Lineage: Eukaryota; Fungi; Ascomycota; Eurotiomycetes; Eurotiales; Trichocomaceae.
AUGGCUUCACGCAGGUCGGGAUCGCCGUCGACCCCCUCUGAGGGUGAGAUCAUCGAAUCAGGUUCAGAGACGAAGGCAACUACGUCGCAGACUUCUGUUAAUGGCACCACUGUUGACCGUCGCACCAGAACUAGCCCUUCGUUUUCUCCUAGAUCUCCCGCCUCGGUGACGAGAUCGCCACGCCCACGCCGGUCCAGGUCCAGGUCCAGGUCCAGAUCCAGGUCCAGGCCGCGGUCGCGGUCUCGCUCUCCCUACCGAGACUAUCGAGGAGAGAAGCGUCGACGCGAAGAUGACUACUACGACGACAGACGCUUUCGGCACGGCUCGCGCCGCUAUGGGUCGAGGUACGAUGACAGACGCUACGAUCGCGGCUAUCCGCCGCCGCGGCGCCACAGAGGCUACCAUGACUACGACCGAGACGAUGGGUACGGUGGGGGGCUUCGAUACAGUGACGACUACGACAGACGCCGUGACAAGCGGGCGAGGACGCGCAGCCGUUCUCCGUACCGGGACGUCAGAAAGCCCAAACAGUAUGACACCGACGAAUUGGAUACUACCAGGCACAAGGAGUCGGUUGCAGACAGGAGGACUUCUACUGAACAGUCAGUGAGCGAACGGGGCAAAACCCCAGUCGUCGCUCAAGAUGUGAAACCAGAGGCUGAAACUCGAGAGCAUCAGGUGCAGCAGGAACCUAGCAAAGACGAUUCUCGUCCAGUAGCUGAGCCGGAAGUUUCGGGCAAAGACGCUGCUCCCGAAGAACCAGAGCCCGCUGAGCCGAUGGACGAGGCUGCCCGACUGGAAGCGCGACGAAAACGACGCGAGGCUAUCAAAGCUAAGUACCGAGGCCAGGCAACACCUAUGCACUUACAAGCCUUACACGUUGGAGCUGAGACAGAAUCUACCACGCCUAGUGUUGACACUUCUCGCGAUGGCGCCUCAGCGUCGAUGUCUCCUCCAGCUCAAGGACCGCCAAACGAAGACGCUGCGCCACUCCCUGAGUUUAAAGUCACGAAAGAUGAUGAUCUUGCUAAUACUGGUGUUGAGCCGAUGGACGGUGUCGAGAAGGAUGAGCCGUCCGCGGCGGACUACGAUCCCACUCAAGACAUGCGAGAAGACAGGGAGAGGCAUGACAAGAGACAUUUCGGCGGUGAUGUAUCUGCCGCGGAGUAUGAUGAAACGAAGCAGGCGAAGCAAGACGUUCUCGUACCUGAUUCUGCUGAACAAAAGCAGCAUGCACAGGCGCCCGCCAAGGAUUAUGACAUGUUUGCCGAAGACGACGACAUGUUCGCCGAGGAGCUUCCGGAGCCGGCACCGCGCGGCGGGCCGACCAAAGGCGCAGAACUCGACAUGAGCAUGAUGGACAAUUGGGAUGACCCAGAGGGUUACUACAAUGUGAUGCUGGGUGAGUUGAUCAACGGGCGGUACCAUGUGCAGCAGAAUCUGGGCAAAGGGAUGUUCUCGUCCGUGGUGCGCGCGACAGAUUCCAAGACGGGAAAACUCGUGGCAGUCAAGAUCAUCCGUCGCAACGAUACGAUGAGAAAGGCGGGUAUGAAGGAGAUUGAAAUUCUCCAGCAGCUCGCGGCCGCCGAUCCGGAUGACAAGAAGCAUGUCAUCCGAUUCGAGAGGUACUUUGAGCACAAGGGACACCUCUGCAUGGUCUUUGAGAACCUCAGCAUGAACCUCCGUGAGGUGUUGAAGAAGUUUGGGCGCGACAUCGGCCUUAAUUUGCGGGCGAUCCGUGCCUAUGCGCAGCAGAUGUUCCUCGGGUUGAGCCUCCUCCGCAAGUGCAACAUCCUGCACGCGGACUUGAAGCCGGAUAACCUGCUGGUGAAUGAACAGCGCAACACGCUGAAGAUCUGCGAUCUGGGGUCCGCAUCGCCGGCUUCGGAGAAUGAGAUUACGCCGUACCUGGUCAGCCGCUUCUACCGUGCUCCGGAGAUCAUUCUGGGUAUUCCGUACGACUACGCGAUUGACAUGUGGUCGAUCGGCUGCACGCUGUACGAGCUGUACACGGGGAAGAUCCUGUUCACGGGGCGCAACAACAACCAGAUGCUGCGAUCGAUAAUGGAAUGCCGGGGAAAAUUCCCGCCCAAGCUUCUGCGGCGCGGGACACUGACGCACCUGCAUUUCGACGAGAUGCUCAACUUCCAGAGCACGGAGGAGGACAAGAUCACGGGGCAGGUCGUGACGCGGGUGCUGGACUUUAAGAAGCCGACGCGGGAUCUGAAGACGCGGCUGAUGGGGAAAGGCACGAAGGGGAUGAGCGACGCGGAGGCCAAGGACCUGGCGUUGUUUGUCGACCUGCUGGAUCGGUGUCUGAACCUGAAUCCGGAGAAGCGGUGCACGCCGAUGGAGGCGUUGAAGCAUCCGUUUAUCGUGAGGCCGAGGGCAUAA